This is a messenger RNA of Amorphotheca resinae ATCC 22711, 2742 nucleotides long. RefSeq lists its product as hypothetical. NCBI's taxonomy places the organism in Eukaryota, Fungi, Ascomycota, Leotiomycetes, Helotiales, Amorphothecaceae. The transcript has 2 exons. Gene Ontology annotation, biological process: dephosphorylation. The coding region runs from base 446 to 2641 and encodes 731 amino acids. Gene Ontology annotation, molecular function: protein tyrosine/serine/threonine phosphatase activity. The record is from RefSeq and is a predicted model, not a curated record.
GCGCCGGGCAUCCCAAAUAUAUAUACACCUCUCUCUCCCUUGCGCGAUCACCAUCAGAGAGUUCGCGCUCUGUUGAUCUCACUAUCUCUCCCCUUGCCACGACUCGUCGUCUGGGCCAAUUCGCUCCCUCCAAUGCCCAACGUGCGUCAUACCCGAGCCUCUAUGGGUAAUCGCGUCCUCCAAACAUCCAGCCCCCCCGAUAACAACAGCAACGAUAGCCACAAAUCUUCCUCGACAAGGCCACGCCGUUUCACAACUCUCCCCAUGAUGCCGCUGCCCGAGUAAGGCAUAAGCUAUAGUACCAGUACUCGGGUACGGUAUCUCUAGAGCGACCAGGCCCGUGGCGCCGGACAGCUGCCACCCAGAAGAACCCCCCAGCAGGGCUGCCUUCGCGGCGCCAUUGGCUCCGUCUCAAGGAGCUUUGACUCCAGCUUGUUUCUUCUAGAUGUCCGCUACGUUAACGUCGCCAGUCCCAAGAAUGUCAGUCCUUGGGCUGCCAUCAUGUCUGCUUCCUCUCCUCUUUCCAACAGAGGCCCUUGCCUCCCCCGAUCACAGCCUUUGGCGCAUCUUCGAUACUCCCAACAAGUUUGGUUUGCAACUGCAGACUCUCGCGUCAAGACUCCGCGCCCUCUAUCCGCAGAUCUUGCAAGGGAAGCUCGACUUCUGGAAGUUGGCGCAGAUAAUGGCAUUGUGUAGUGUGCUUCCAGGCGUCUGGUAUCUCCGAAGAAGAUACAGAGAGAGCACGUCAAUACCGUGGCGAUCUAUGGAUCUAUCUCAGAAUGGCGUGUCUGAUAUCAAGAAGAGCGUGGAGAUUAAUGAUACUGAAGUUGUUGACCCUGGGCUGUUAAAAAAGCACUCCGAGAUGCGAUCCUUUACCACGAGCCGGUUUACAUACCCAUCACUCCGAAUAUUCUAUCGCAGGCAUCCGCAAACCGAAAAGCUACCUACGACACCCGCCCCACUCCCGUUACUCGUCUUUAUACAUGGCCUAGGUGGCUCCAGCUACCAGUUUCACUCUCUCUUGACCAGUUUAGUCAACUUAGCAUCGUGUCUAUCAAUUGAUCUACCUGGCUGUGGUCUAUCGUCUUUCGCGCCGACCUCUUGGGAUGCCUAUACGACCGAGGCAUUGGCCGAGCUGCUGGAAACAAUCAUCGAAGAAUACAGGGAUGCAGAUGCAGGGCAGGGCGUUGUUCUCAUCGGACAUAGCAUGGGGUGUUCGCUCGCUGCACUUCUGGCAUCGAAAACGUCUUCGCAUCCCAGCGCCUUAUCCGACCAUGUGGUGGGCUUAGUUGCAAUUUGCCCCCGUGCUGAGCCUCCUAGCAAGGAGGAAGUGGCAGCCUUCACGAAACUUCUUUAUAUACCAACGCCCAUUUUCGAUCUCUGGCGGAGAUGGGACCGUCGCGGCGGGACUGAAAGUGCCAGCGUUCGACGGUUCGUUGGCGCAGAUGCAGAUGAGGAGACUAAGAAGCUACAGGAACGCUUCAACAAUCAAAGUAGAUCUGCCGUAUGGAGACGUAUGGCUUUAGGGAGCCUUCCUAAGUAUGAAAACAAUGUGGCUCAAGGCGGACUGCCUGGUCGUGACGUAUGGUCAGGACUCGAGUGCCCGGUAUUUCUCAUUGCGGGCGAAGCGGACAACAUCACAAAGCCGGCUGAGCUGGUGAAGAUUGCGUCAUUCCUUGGGAAGUCGCAUCCAAUUCAGAUUGAGAUGAACGAGGACAGCGAGCCGAUCAUUGACAGCGCAGCUCCUAUUGAUAUAGCAUCCGAAGCGAACAUUUCCGAUCCAAGUACCAGACAGAUCGAGUCAUUACAUGAGGAAGAUUUCAUCAAUGGAAACUCUAAGACGACAGAUGCAUAUGAAGAUCCUUCAACACCCGACGAGGAACUGUCUAUUAUCCCCCCUCAACCAACCAAGCCGAAGAAAGUGCUCAAAACGACGAUCCUCCCUGCCCCAGCCUCACACGCUCUACUGUACAUGCCAUCUACGGUACGGAUCCUUGCAGGUCUUAUUUCGGAUUUUCUGUGCACCCAAGUCUCGCCACGACUCUCUCUUGGUUGGCAGUUGCAGUUCCUUAGCACCGCUGGGAAAUGGGAUGUCAAAAAUCUCGCAAAAUGGCAAGCGGUAGCCCCGGUCUCAGACCCCAUUGGUGGGGUCUUUCGCGCCAUGAAGACUUUGCGAGAAGUAGAUGAAUCUCAUUGUCCCGAAGUAUUUGUGAAAGAUUGGGCCUCUCAGAUUAAGGAUAUCAUUGAUAUUAGCCACGAAAGUCCUGUCUAUGACCCGCGAGGUCUCGAAAGGGGUGGUAUUAGAUACCAUAAACUCCCAACAGUCUCCAAGAUCCCGCCGACUAGCGAAGAAGUCAGCAUGUUCGUAACACUCGUCGAUCGAUUGAGAGAAGAGCAGAAGUCACGAGCAGAGAAGGAAAAUUGGAGCGGCGAGCGGUAUGUCGGGGUGCAUUGUCACUACGGCUUCAACCGAACGGGGUAUUUCAUUGUAUGUUACUUGGUCGAGAGGUGUGGAUACAGCGUUCAGGCAGCGAUAGACGAGUUUGCGAAGAAGAGACCCAAGGGUAUCAAGCACGCCCAUUUUCUCGACCAGCUUUUUGUUAGGUAUUGCGUUGGGCUAAAGAGAGCGCCCACUUUAUGAGCUUAUGAGGGAGGCGUAUGUUAUAGGGUCUAGAUAUUGAUAUUGUAAUUAACUCUUCACGGUACGGUAAUAGAAAUGAAGAUAAUGACUUCUCUAUCCUC